AUGGACCUUUGCUCAAAAUCAAGACUCGUUCUGCUCUUGACCUUGCUCGAUGUCGCUCUCUUCCCGGCAGUCCAUGCUGCUCCUGCUACGAAUACCCCGGUACCCCCUCUCCAAUGGCUCGAAAUCACUAACCAGAUUACUGGCUCUCCUGCUCCUCCUGGACUAAGUUAUGCAUCUAUCGGCUUUGAUCCUACUUCUCGUACUAUCUUAAUAUUUGGUGGCGAGUCCAACGGCUUUCCACAGCAACAAACAUAUCUUCUCAAUCUCUCUGGUCUUUCAUGGUUCUCCCCCCAUUCAACUGUUGACACUUUGGCCGAUGUAAAACCGCCUCCAAGAAGCAUGGCUAUUAGUGGAGACGAUUUUGCUGCGAGCAACCGCCAUGGCCACGUAGUCAUCGGGGGCAAGGGCCAGAACGGUCAACCGCUUUCGGAUGCUUGGGAAUUCGAUUACAUCAACCAAUUCUGGACAGAAAUAAAUAUAUCUCCCGGUGGUCCAUCUCCCCGGUAUAGCGCCUCUGGCGGCAUCGAUGUGACGGCCAGCCCAGUUACCGAUCUGAAUGUACAAGGACCCAACAAUACCUUCUAUCUCGCUGGUGGUGAUGAUGGACAGAAUGCACUGUCCUUAUCAGAUGUCUGGGAGUUCGAGGUCGCUGGAGUCUUGACAUCUAACAAUGCGAAUAACGUAGUUGGCAGUUGGAAGCAAAUACAAUUUUCGGACAGUCUCCCAACUCGUGUACGCCAAGGCGGUACUGUUAUGCCCUCUGCUCUGGUUGUAGCCGCUGGUGGUUGUCCCUCCACUAGCUCUACCGAUAACACGUGUGCGCAGCAGGAUUCCCAUGUGCUAAAUGUAAAUGCUACGAGGGACAUUUCACCUGAUGGUUGUCCUGCUCCUCGUGUCGGGCCAGUGAUUGUUCCAAAUCUAAACCUGGCUUCGUCGAGCUUUGCUACUCAAGCGCUCAUGCUCUUGGGGACUUUCAACAUUUCACUUUGGGAUGAUGGCAACGGUUUGAACCGCGGUGAAGUGGACAUCCUCGACGUUGAUACUGGUGUAUGGACUCGCGUCAUUCCUGCUGGAGAUCCCUCUUCUGGUACCGUUAAAUACCCCGCACCUCGAGAAGGCGCUGUUGCAUUUUCAUCGGCAAACGCGCUCGUUGGAGCCAAUCCGUCAGUGGGCUCAGAUAUACUGGUCUUUGGAGGGAAAGACGCCAAUGGAAAUUAUCUCUCCGACGUGUGGGUUUUGCGAGGGUACCGGGGUCAGAUCACCGAAUCAAAUGGGACAUGGUCUGGAUUCGGCAACGGGCAGCUAGGUUCAGGCGCUGAUGCUUCUGGGACUGGAGUAACAGUGCAAUACCUCACAUCGUGUGCACAAGCCCUCUCCCCAGCUGCGACGUCUUCGAGUUCCGGACCCUCAUCUUCAUCUCCAGCCACUCCUACGUCUCCAGGAAGCUCUGGACAAAAGUUCUUCCCAUAUGAUACUGGGGCUGGCCAUAAGGUGUCGUCCCCAGUAUCGGUGGCGCUUCUAUUGGCGGCACUGGUGUUCUACCGAAUGUCGAUGCCAUUGACGGCUGCGGGAGCUUUGACUAGCCCUCGCGUCGGCUUUAUUUGGCUUGCUGGCUUGACAGGACUUGCAGCUUUUGCUGUGGGUAUUGCUGGCGUGGUCCUCGCAUUUACAACAAUCUCCUCAACUUCAGGUGGUUCCUUGAGGAAGAGAUCUUCCACGAGCCUCUUCCUGAAGACGAACCACGGUAAAGCGGCUCUUGCAUUCUUUGCCAUUCUGUAUGGCGCGCUGCCACUUUUAUUCGCCCUUUCGUUUAUAAGAAGGCGCAAACGCCCAAAGCAAGCCCUUAUCAAUUCCGAACAAGUUAAGGAACGAGAGCGACAGGACUCGAACGAGACAGGAUUCACAGCUCUCAUGACCCCAGCGAGGGAGAAGGCGAUGAACGGACAUCGAGCGACGGCUUCAUCUCCGGAUGUUACGCAGAUGACGCAGCCAGAUUCUCCGGUGACGGAGUCUCGAACCCGUAGACGUUCGUUCUUUGGUGGACAUCUGUGGUACGGACACAAAAAGGAACGACAUUCGACCGAAAGUAGUGGCCCGCAGGAUUCCCUCAACGGUAACGAUACAAAGCGCAGCUUCGAGGUUCUUAACAGAGGCAAUCGUCCCAGAAGGUUAAGCGGCUCGGCAUGGAAUGCACUGUCUAGCGAGGGUGGACACAGUGUGCAAGCGAGCAUGCCACGUAGUCUUAGCGAUCUGAAUUGGCUUGACAGGCGGCACAACGUCGCCGCAUUCAGUGAUCUUGAUUACGCCCUCACCCAGCUUGACCGUGCCCAAGCCGCAACACCGAGUGCUGACCUUCGUCCCACUUCUAGGACAACUACCCCGCGUCCUCGCCCCAUUCUCCCUCCCCGUCCCUUGUCCAUCCUACAUGUCCUUCUCCACGCCGCAAUCUUUGGCAUUUGCAUUGUCGUCCUCGUCCAACUUUGGGAACGCGCUCCGAAGGCCGCGUUUGCCGUAUUCCUUGUUUGGACUAUUGCAUUUUAUAGCAUCCUUAUCCUCCUUGCAUGGAAAGGUAUGCCGAGAGCUUCAAUCCUCUCGGUACUUCUAUCCAGUCUCCGAUACCAUAAUGAAGCCUCACAGGCUCCAGAUCCAUGUUCCGCUCCAUCGUCUCGACCGUUAUCGAGGAACGAAUUAUAUGCAUUCCCCACUGAACCUCGUAGUCCUUAUACAUUCCACCAGCCGCCGGUUAGGCGAGCGGUUUCUACCCAAGAGGAGGACCUCCUUUCAUCUAAUAGCCAUGGCGGGCACCGCUUCGACGGUGAUGACGAGGACGAGGAGACACAGCAAAGACGCAUUGAAGAGGAGAUGGCUCGUCGCGAUGUCUCGAUCGUCACAGUACCGAAGCGCAAGCUUUGGAUAACAAACCCGUCGUGAUUAUUUGAUAUAUUAGUCGUAGUGCAUUCCAUCCCACCCAUUCAUUCACUAUUCACCAUUCGGACGUUCGCUCGCCACUUAUUCGCAUUAUCCAGUUUAGUAGUUAGUCAGUCAGUUAGUAUGUAGUUGUCCAAUUCUCCCUUUUUCCACCUCACCUCUGCUUUCUUUUAGUUGUUACCUUUGCUAUCUCUUAUUUCUUUCUGUCUCUCUCUCUCUCUCUUCUCCUCUGCAAGCACAUUGUGUAAUCAACUGCAUGUCCACUCUCUUGGUUUUGAUGAAAGGCCUUGUGUAUUUUGACUCCUGCUGCUUCUGC
Molecule: messenger RNA, 3244 nt
Organism: Fomitiporia mediterranea MF3/22
Lineage: Eukaryota; Fungi; Basidiomycota; Agaricomycetes; Hymenochaetales; Hymenochaetaceae
Exons: 7
Coding region: 1-2931 (976 amino acids)
Molecular function (GO): protein binding
Source: RefSeq, a predicted model, not a curated record